This is a messenger RNA of Cynara cardunculus var. scolymus (artichoke), 2098 nucleotides long. RefSeq names its product cytochrome P450 97B2, chloroplastic. The transcript has 14 exons. The record is from RefSeq and is a predicted model, not a curated record. Gene Ontology annotation, cellular component: chloroplast. Lineage: Eukaryota; Viridiplantae; Streptophyta; Magnoliopsida; Asterales; Asteraceae. Gene Ontology annotation, molecular function: monooxygenase activity; heme binding; oxidoreductase activity, acting on paired donors, with incorporation or reduction of molecular oxygen. Bases 148 to 1869 code for a protein of 573 amino acids.
AUUUCAAAUUUGUGCUAAAAUAAGCCAGCACAACCAUCUGGGUGUCUCCCAAAUUUUGCCCACUGACAUCAUAAAGUAGUUCCGUUCCAUCCCCAAAUGCAUCCAUCUUCCUAAUUCGAAACCCUUUUCGAUCGAAUUUCAGUAGCAAUGUCAACAGUCACCAGUAGCUGUUCCUUAAUCCCUCAAUUCCGUACUAAUGAUUUACCAUAUUCAAGUGCUUCUAAACCCUAUCGAUUCAGUUCAAAUCCGAAAGUAUGUCGAAUCAGAUGUCAAUCAACAAGUACGGAUGAGAAGAAAAACAGGAGUAGGAAUGUUUUGGAUAAUGCAAGCAAUUUGCUGACUAAUUUAUUGAGUGGUGGAAGUUUAGGAUCCAUGCCUGUAGCUGAAGGUGCUGUGACUGAUUUGUUUGGCAAACCCCUUUUCCUCUCUUUGUAUGAUUGGUUCAUAGAGCACGGCUCGGUUUAUAAACUUGCCUUUGGUCCAAAAGCAUUUGUAGUUGUAUCGGAUCCUAUUGUGGCCAGAUAUAUUCUCCGUGAAAACGCAUUUUCAUAUGAUAAGGGAGUUCUUGCCGAUAUUCUUGAACCAAUUAUGGGGAAAGGACUUAUACCUGCUGACUUAGAAACUUGGAAGCAAAGGAGAAGAGUUAUAGCCCCUGGGUUCCACACCUUAUAUUUGGAAGCCAUGGUGAAAAUGUUUGCCAAGUGUUCUCAAAGAUCAAUAUCGAAACUUGAGAAGCUUCUAGAAACAAAAAUCUUGCAAGGAGGGCAGGAAAUUGAGUUGGAUCUUGAAGCAGAAUUCUCAAAUUUGGCACUUGACAUAAUUGGUCUUGGUGUUUUCAAUUAUGACUUUGGUUCGGUCACAAAAGAAUCGCCUGUCAUUAAGGCAGUAUAUGGUACCCUUUUUGAAGCUGAGCAUCGGUCUACUUUCUACAUUCCUUACUGGAAAUUUCCCCCGGCUAGAUGGCUGGUUCCCAGACAAAGGAAGUUUGCAAGCGACCUCAAGAUUAUCAACGAUUGUCUUGAUGGUCUCAUAAAAAAUGCAAAAGAGACGAGACAGGAAACGGAUGUCGAGAAACUGCAGGAAAGGGACUACUCAAAUCUCAAGGAUGCGAGUCUACUGCGUUUCUUGGUGGACAUGAGGGGAGUUGAUGUUGAUGAUCGGCAACUAAGAGAUGACCUGAUGACGAUGCUUAUUGCUGGCCAUGAAACAACCGCUGCUGUUCUUACUUGGGCUGUCUUCCUUCUGGCUCAACGUCCCGAAAAAAUGAAGAAGGCACAGGUUGAAGUCGAUGCAGUGGUCUCACAGGGUGGUAUAACUUUGGAGUCGCUUAAAAACCUAGAAUACGUUAGACUCAUAAUUUCUGAGAGUCUACGUUUGUAUCCUCAGCCUCCGUUGCUCAUCAGGCGUUCUCUAAAAUCAGAUCGAUUGCCAGGAGGGUAUAAGGGUGAUAAAGAGGGAUAUCAAAUUCCUGUUGGGACGGAUAUCUUUAUUUCGACAUAUAAUCUCCAUAGAUCCCCAUACUACUGGGAGAAACCCAAUGAAUUUGAACCCGAGAGGUUUCUAGUUCAAAAAGAUAACAACGGAAUUGAAGGGUGGGCUGGUUUUGAUCCAUCUCGAAGCCCUGGAGCUCUAUACCCGAAUGAGGGUGUAUCAGACUUUGCAUUCUUGCCAUUUGGUGGAGGACCAAGAAGAUGUGUAGGAGACCAAUUUGCACUAAUGGAAUCAACCAUAGGAUUAGCCAUGUUAUUACACAAGUUUGAUGUGGAGCUGAAAGGAUCUCCAGAAUCUGUGGAACUUGUCACAGGAGCAACCAUUCAUACAAAGAAUGGACUUUUCUGCAAAUUAAAGAAGAGAUCUCACAUUCAUUAACAUACACAUCAAACUAUUUCUCUCUCUCUCUCUCUAUAUAUAUAUAUAUCUUGUAGAAUUGACAUUGUAAAAGAGGACUCAUUAUUCAAAAGUCUAGUCAUCUUCUUCUAGAAGAGUUGAUCUUGGCUUGAUAAUGUUAUUUACCUAACUAUGCAUUUGGUCCAAAAUGGCACCAAUCUUGACACGUGGCAAGAGUUUUAGGGGGUGUUUGGUUGGUUUUUCGUUAAGU